Messenger RNA from Phoenix dactylifera (date palm), 3416 nucleotides. RefSeq names its product protein FAR1-RELATED SEQUENCE 6-like. The record is from RefSeq and is a predicted model, not a curated record. Gene Ontology annotation, molecular function: zinc ion binding. Lineage: Eukaryota; Viridiplantae; Streptophyta; Magnoliopsida; Arecales; Arecaceae. Gene Ontology annotation, biological process: regulation of DNA-templated transcription.
CUCGGCGCGGUCCAGUCACCUCCCGCGGUCCCCUCGUUCCCUCUCGGGUCCCCAAGAAAUUAACCCUCGAAUCGAACCCACGUCCUCCCAUCCGUCCUUCGUCCCGAUCGCCAGAAACGCUUCCCGUCCUCGCCGGUGAACACUCCCGACGGACGAUCCGUGCCCUCCGGUCCGAUCUCCGGAGGAUCGAGGGUGGAGAUGGAAGAACCCAGCGCCCGAUCAAAGAACCCUAGAAGAGCUCGUCUCUCCCGCCGUGACCUCAACUCUAAGGACCUGGCGGGGGAUGGUGCCGUGGGUGGAGUUGGUCAAGCUGAAGGACUGGAAAAUGAUGAAUCGGAUGGGGAUAGCGCCACCGAGGGAGGCUACGAUGGAGUCCCAGAGGUGGGCAUGGUGUUUAAAACCCAUCAAGAAGUCUCUAAGUUCUACAAGAGAUAUGCUCGCCGGGUGGGAUUCGGAGUCUCGGUGAGAAGAUCUUCUUUCACCAAGGAAGGUCAAUGUCUGUAUCUAGAACUGAUGUGCUGCAAAGGUGGCCGGAAACGGCCGGAGCCGAAGUAUAGGAAGAGGACUUCAGCAACCACAAACUGCCCGGCGAAGAUCAGGGUGAAGUUAUGGGGUGAUGGGUUGCUGCAUUUGGAGCUAGCCAACCUUGAUCAUAACCACCCGGUUAGCCCUUCGAUGGCCCGAUUCUUGAGCUGCUAUAAACAGCUUGAGGCGGCCAAGAAACGUGGCUCCGAACAUGUGAAUGGUGAUGGUGCGCUGGUGCAGCCAGAGGAAUUAUCUCAAUUUCCUGUUGAUAGAUUACGUGCGCUUGAAGAGCUACUUUUUAGUGAAAGUGAGCAUAGGAGUUUUGUCGAACGAGGUAGGCUGAGGCUCGGGGAAGGAGAUGCCGAAGCUCUCCGCCUGUUCUUUACCCUAAUGCAAGCCAAGAACUCAGAUUUCUUUAACGUCAUUGAUCUAGAUGAGGAAGGCUGUGUGAGGAAUGUGUUCUGGGCCGAUGCCAGGUCAAGGGCGGCAUAUCAGUAUUAUAAUGAUGUUGUUGCUCUUGAUACAACCUAUGUGACGAAUAACUACGAUUUGCCUCUUGCAACUUUUGUGGGGGUGAACCAUCAUGGUCAGCCAGUGUUAUUGGGCUGCAGUUUGCUCUCGGAUGAGACCACGGAGACCUAUGUAUGGUUGCUUAAGGCAUGGAUAGCAUGUAUGUCAGGGCAUAUUCCCAAGGCCCUGAUCAGUGACCAUUGUAAGGGCAUUCAGAGUGCGGUGUCGGAGGUGCUCCCGGGAAUUCGCCAUCGCCUAUGCUCAUGGCAGAUAAUUAAAAAGGUCCCAGAAAAACUAGGGGGUUUCGCAGAGUAUAGAGCGAUCAGCAAAGCGAUGCAGAAGGCUGUGUAUGACUCCUUGACAGUUGAUGAAUUUGAGGAAGAUUGGAGGAGGAUGAUUGAGAUAUAUGGACUCCAAGAGAAUGAGUGGCAGAAAUCACUAUACGAAUGUCGGCAUACUUGGGCCCCUGUUUAUCUUAAAGACACAUUUUGGGCAGGGAUGUCCCCUACCCAACGUAGCGAGACUAUGAAUACCUUUUUUGAUGGGUACAUAGAUGCAAAAACUUCUUUGAAGCAGUUUCUUUGUAAAUAUGAGAUGGCCUUACAGAGUAAGUAUGAAAAGGAAGCCCAAGCAGAUUUUGAGACAUUCCACAAAAGACGACCCUCAGUGUCGAAGUUUUACAUGGAAGAGCAGCUGUCCAAAGUGUACACUCUCAAUAUGUUUAAAAAGUUCCAGGAUGAGAUUGAGGCCAUAAUGUAUUGUCAUGCAUCACUAGUUAAGUCAGAUGGGCCAGUCUCUACCUUCAAUGUGAAGGAAUGUAUUUUUCUUGAUGAUGGUAAGAGGACAAUGAAUAGGAAUCAUGGAGUCCUAUACAACACAGAACAAAAGGAAGUUCAGUGCAUUUGUGGUUCCUUUCAAUUUAGAGGAAUUCUGUGUAGGCAUGCUUUAUCUGUCUUUAAGCUGCAACAAGUGCAUGAAAUUCCGUCCCAGUAUAUUCUUGAUCGAUGGAAAAAGGACUUCAAGCGGUUGCAUGUUAUAGCUCGUUCUUCAAAUGAUGUGGUUGCUAAUAACCGAGUGGAUCGUUAUGAUUAUUUAUCAAUGCGAUGCCUUCAACUGGUUGAAGUUGGAGUUUUGUCAGAUAAAUACCAACUUGCUUUGAAGUUGAUGAGGGAGAUGGAGAAGUUUCUUCUAAGUGAUAGCACACAUGAUGAUACACAACCUAAGAUUAAGCCUCAUGUUCCUAAAACAAAUAAACUGAAUCAGGAUAUCAAUCAAAGCGUAGGAAAGAUUGCAGCUCCAGAGACUGGAAAUGAAAUGCGGCGGCGUGGUCGGCCACCACAAACAAAACAGUCGCAGGCUUCUCUUGGAACAUCAAAGGAAGGAGUAAACCCACAGGUCUUUCCAACUGGUAGCCAGUUUGGUGUACCAAUGCAUCACCCACAGUAUAUUGGCCAUCAAGCAGCAAUGCGACCGAGCAUUGUUUAUAUGUUUCCGGGUGGGUUUGACCCACAGACAUUUGGAAAUGGACCAAUGAUGCCGUGGAUUUAUCAGCAAAUGUUCCAGGCAGCUCAGAAACCAAAGGAUUCUCUUGGUCCAAGAGCAGGACGACCAACAAGAAAACGGAAGAUAUAUCGUGGCCACAAGCCUGUGGAAGCAACUCAAGAACCCAAAGAACCUCCUGCCCCAGCAGCCCCAGCGACUGGUUAGCAGUGAAGGGCAUCAAAACGCAGAUACAUGGUCGUAGGUGGUGCAGAAGCCAUCGAAAGUCGUGUAAGAGGAAGAAAGUACCUUGCAAUAUUACAGAGGAACAUUGGGGUUUCGAUGUUAAAGCAUAGUCUAAAGGCCAUCUCCCAAUUCACAACCUUGACUCUGGGAGAUCUGAAGUCUAAUCUGCUGCCAGUGUGGCUCUUUUACAGGAAGCCUGACACUACAGCCUUUGGUGUUGGAUAUUUGACCAAGAUAUUUGACCAGAUAGGCCACAUUUUGCAAUUAGCCCCACAUGAGAGGCAGCAGAUGGUAACAUCUUCUUUGGAACAUCGUGACUUCUACUGAUCAGAGUUGAAAAUUUUCCCCAAGUUUUUAGGGUCAGAAGGAAUUUAUAGGCAAUUGCACACAUGGCUAAUAGCAUAGUACUUUUUCCCCCCCCCUUGAAAAGGGUGUGUCUGGUGUAUCUGUUUCAUCUUUCUCCUCCUAAAAUGUUAGUUUUGUGAUAAUGUAGUGGGAAUUGUUGCUAGGCCUGCAUAGUGCAGUUUACUGGUUGAACUAGAUCUCUGCUGUAAAUAAUUGGUUCAGCCAUUCAACAAUUCGAUCAUGUUGAUAUGCAAAUGCUGUUUAACAUCAAAUUGGUACUUAAUUAUGCUUUCUUCUCCUUUGUAGUUUAA